CUUUGCGCAUUUACAGGCACGUCAACAAUGUCCGUUACGGUACGUCUCUCCUCGUGUAUGGCACGGCCCUGGGGAUUGUACGGUCUGCUUAUUCCACGCCUUUCUCGACGCCGGAAUGCAGUGCGAUUCUUCGAGACGUCCCGGAUCCACUGGAUGUCGACCUUCGGGGAGCGCUUCGGCGGCCCGUCUGCCGCAGAGGCGCUGCUCAAGGGCAAGGGCGUCUCGUUGAUCCUCAAGUCCAUUCAGGUCAACUUCAGGCGGCCCGUGACGCACCCCGACACGCUCAUUGCGGCGCACAAACCGCAUCGGCCCGCCUCGACUGAAUUGGCGCCGGAUGCGACACACUUGCACCUACGUGCCUCGGCAUAUUCCCUGAACAAGCGAGCAUUCGUCGCCCACGCCGAGGAAGUCGUCGUGUGGUACGACUACGACAGGCUCAAGAAGUGCACGCCCGAGCAAGGUUUGCUCGAUGCGGUCUGGGCGACUGCGGGAAAGCGGCGAAAUUGAGGGUGGGAGUUGGCGUGGUGGGGGGCUUGACCACCGACGCGGUACUUCCAUUUUCUCGUCGAGUUGUCGGUGGGAGGUCCGUCUCGGGCGGUGCGCUCCUCGUCGCCCCUUGCGGUCCGCUCACAACGGUUCCCAGACUGAAUCGACGAUUGCUGUCGCUGCGACACCCCCACGGCGUCGUCGACACACUCAACGCGAUGGCGCGAUGAGAG
Schizophyllum commune H4-8 is the source of this 719-nucleotide messenger RNA. RefSeq lists its product as uncharacterized. The transcript is spliced from 4 exons. NCBI's taxonomy places the organism in Eukaryota, Fungi, Basidiomycota, Agaricomycetes, Agaricales, Schizophyllaceae. The record is from RefSeq and is a predicted model, not a curated record. The coding region runs from base 154 to 507 and encodes 117 amino acids.